Macrobrachium nipponense is the source of this 10748-nucleotide messenger RNA. Its product is annotated as ubiquitin carboxyl-terminal hydrolase 47-like. Gene Ontology annotation, cellular component: nucleus; cytosol. The record is from RefSeq and is a predicted model, not a curated record. Gene Ontology annotation, molecular function: cysteine-type deubiquitinase activity. Gene Ontology annotation, biological process: protein deubiquitination. The transcript is spliced from 26 exons. The coding region runs from base 297 to 6611 and encodes 2104 amino acids. NCBI's taxonomy places the organism in Eukaryota, Metazoa, Arthropoda, Malacostraca, Decapoda, Palaemonidae.
CCUGGCAAUCAGUAGUGGAGGUGAGGGCAUCGUGGUCGCCUCACCUGUGUGUGUUUUGGUGGUGAAGUGGCAUUAGUUAGGUGACGUGACACGGCACGAGGGGAGAAGGGAGGAAGAAGAACAAUCUGGGGGAAAAAAAGAGAGAUAGAGAGAGGAAACGUAAAAAGGGGAAGGGGCUCAGAGGAAUAGUAAAUAAAGGAGAGGGCUAGAAAGUAGUCGACGCGAUCGAAAGGAGUCGACUGAAAAGCGUGUUCAUUGGCGGACAUAAACACCCACGAUUAUAAUGUGCCUCAAAGAUGAUGGCAGACCCACAGACCAUCAACAGCCCUCCGCACAGUCAGCAGCCACAGGUUCCCCCAACAGUAACGCCGAACAGCAACAGCAGCAGCAGUUACACCAGUCGCAGCAGCAGUUGCAGCCCUGUAAGGGGGGUCUCCAGAACAGCGUGGGACACCCCCUUAGACCCGCUUCUGGAAAUCCUGCGUCUGCGAUUGCUCAGGGUUAUGAAGAGCCUUGGCCUUACACACGACAUCAAGGAACAUAUCACCCACACUGAGAGCAUAGAAGAUGGUGGAGGAGGAGAUGGAGGAGGAGGAGGUGGAGGGACACUGACAACUCAAACACAAGUUACUGUAGAUAGUAAUUCAAGCAGCACCACCACUGUCACCGACACACCAGAAGAAACAUCCACAAAAACCACUACUAGCAAGUUUACCAAAACAACCAAGGUGAAGACAAUCAAGAUUGUUAAGAAGAAGAAUUCACUUGUGGCAAAUGCAAUCAGUGAAAUUAAUAGCAUGGCAGAGCCACAGCCAAAGAAGUUCGUCAUUAAGAAAAGUGAAUCUCCUAAGAAAAUUCCAGGUUCUGUAAAGAAACUCUCAAUUACAUUUGAAUCUGAGCCUGGUAGUCCAGUUAAAACAAAGGAGUCAGCUGAAUCCCAAGUAGAAGACACUGAAAGAAAGAGAGAUGCAAAUUCUGUAGACCCAAAGGACCCAAGCAAGACAGAAGAGGUGAAUGAUUCCAAAACUUCUGAAGAAAUUUCAGGCACUGAAAAGUCAAGCAGCUCAGGCUCAGUAGAGCCUGGCUCAAGUAACACUAAUGGAACAGUCAGUGCAUCGGAAAAAGAUACUGUAACUGAGGGAUCUGAAGUAAAAGACAGCAAGGAAUCUGUGAAAGAGGUUCCUUUAACAGAGUCAAAAGUAAGUGCCAAGAUAAUAUCAGCAAGACAAAAUGCUGCUGUUGAUAGCAGUAAAACAAAAUCAGCAGAUGGAGUGUCUGAACCUGUCAAACCAAAGUUCGUUAUUAGAAAAAGGGUAACGACUAAGGUAGGUGAUCAGGCCACAGGUACCAGAGAUACAUCCCCUUCGAAAAACCUGGUUACUUCUAAAGAGGGAACGCCAUCAAAGUCUACACCUAAAGAUGGAUCACCAUCAAAGUCUACACCUAAAGAUGGAUCACCAUCAAAGUCUACACCUAAAGAUGGAUCACCAUCAAAGUCUACACCUAAAGAUGGAUCACCAUCUAAAUCCACUGCCUCUAAGGAGGGGUCGCCAUUGAAGUCUACAAUUCCUAGAGAGGGGUCAUCAUCAAAGUUAACCACUCUCCCAAAAGGUGGGUCACCAUCAAAGUUAGCAACCUCAGAAAAAGAUGGGUUACCGUCAAAAUCAACAGAUUCUUUAAAGGAAGAGUCUACCUCAAAAGUUUCGGUCAACGAUGGCAGUUCUUCAGCAGCGGAGUUACCUCCCUCAAAAGUUUCGGUUAAUGAUGGCAGUUCUUCAGCAGCGGAGUUACCUCCAUCGAGUAUUGCCAACCUGAAUGAUGCUCAGUCAUCUUCCGGUGCAGCAGCUUCUGGCAGCACCACUACAGAGGCUGUAGAAGCAGCCACAACAGCUGAUACCUCAGAAUUAAAUGCAACCAAGAAAACCAAGUCAUCAAGUGCAUUGUCAACUAGGCCUAAGAAGUUUGGUGAUGUGCCUAAAAUAUCAAAGACAAAGUCCACAGAUGCUGUGAGUGUAACAAAACUUAAAGUUGGCUCAGUUACUGUAAAUAAGAAGGCCAAGUCAGCAGAUGAUGUGAAUUUAGAAAAAGCAUCAGAAUCUACAGAUAAAGAAAAAGGAACCGAUGGAAAAGUAGCAGAAUCCAAAGAGAAUGUUAGUUCUUGCAAAUCUACUCUUUCCUCAGUGGAAGAUGUUUCAUGUAAUUCUGUAGCUUCAGCAGAAUUAUCUGAGGCUGCAUUAGACCGAGACUCUUCUAAGCUGAGUGAGUCACCAUCUGUAAGCGAUGACAAAAUUGUCACGGCGUGUGUAACUGUUACAAGUGAGUUAGAUGACCAUGCUGAUGCUGGUAGUAGUAGCUGUGAAGGGGCAACUGGCAUCACUGUUAGUGAAGCAUCAAAGGCUUCUGAUGUAGAUUCUCUUGAUUCUGAACUUAGCAAUGUUAGUGUGUUUGUCAUCGUUCGUGAUAUGAGUGGUUUAACGGUGGUUGUAACAAAAGUGACCAUAGUUACUCCAGCAACAUCAACUUGUGGUGAACUGAUGCAAGAAGUUGGAAGGCGUUUCAAAUAUGAGCCGGAUUCUUUCUCAUUGGUGUUGCAGUGUUCAGAUGGUAGUCAGGUUGAAAUAGAGAAGAUGGAACCAGAGCGAACCCUGGCCGAUGCAAAGUUUCAGACUGAAGGUACACCACGUAAUAAUUGUAUUCUCUGUGACCUCAAUGGCCAUCUUCCACGUAGAACAGAUGAAGAUGAUCUGAGUCUUGGUGCUUCAGCAUCUCCAACUGCAAAUGCUACGGAAAGAAAGUGGUUUGAAAGAAGCACGAAUUAUGAAAAUACUUCUACUGAAUAUUCAUACUCUUCAGCUUUGAUAAAGCAUGAUACAGGUUAUGCGGGUCUUGUGAACCAAGCAAUGACAUGCUACCUCAACAGUCUUCUACAAACAUUGUACAUGACCCCAGAGUUUCGCAAUGCGCUGUACCAGUGGGAAUUCAGAGGGUCUGAAGAAGAAGCAAGCAAAAAUAUUCCUUGUCAGUUGCAAAGAUUAUUUUUGUUAUUACAGACAACUAAUAAAAGUGCCGUGGAGACUACUAAUCUGACCAAGAGUUUUGGCUGGGAUAGUAGUGAGGCAUGGCAACAACAUGACAUUCAAGAGCUGUGUCGCGUCAUGUUUGAUGCUCUUGAGCAAUGCUUCAAGAACACACACCAAGCAAAUCUUAUUAAUGAUCUGUAUGAAGGAAAAAUGAGUGACUACGUUAAGUGCCUGGAAUGUGGUAAUGAAGGAGCAAGAGAAGAUACAUAUUUAGAUAUACCCCUUCCCAUCCGACCAUUCGGCUCCAGCACAGCUUACAAAUCUGUGGAGGAAGCCCUUAAAGCAUUUGUUGAACCAGAGCUACUAACGGGGAAUAACAAGUAUAAAUGCUCAAAAUGUGAUUCCUUGUGUGAUGCUCAUAAAGGCCUCAAAUUUACACAUUUUCCGUACCUGCUUACAAUACACCUCAUGCGCUUUGACUUUGAUUAUAAUACGCUACAUAGAAUCAAGUUGAAUGACAAAGUGACCUUCCCAAGUAUUCUAGAUUUAAAUAGCUUCAUUGAAACUGAGGGAUUAUCUGGGGCAGUAGUCACCCCAGAUAAGCCUUCUAUUGACAAGGUUGAUGAUGCAUCUACAACAGACUCAGGCUCAGCUCUCGAUGUGGAGGAUAGCUCAGUUGAAAAUACCUCAAAUUCACUACAUGAAUCAGACAAUCAGGAUGAAGAUGAAGGUAUUGAUGUCAGUAGUAUCUACAAUGAAAAGAACAAAUCUUGUUUAAGUAAUGGUCGAUAUGUGUAUGAAUUAUUUUCUAUAAUGGUACACUCUGGUAGUGCAUCUGGAGGACAUUAUUAUGCAUACAUUAAGGAUUUCAGAACUGGAGAAUGGUUUUGUUUUAAUGACCAAAGCGUUUCUAAGAUUACUUAUAAUGAUAUAAGAAAGACAUAUGGAGGUUCCAGCACUAGAGGGGGUUACUACUCCAGUUGGAGCUCGAGUGCCAAUGCCUAUAUGCUCAUGUACAGACAAAUCACAAAGGAGAAAAAUGUUCAUGCAUUUACUAAGGAUGAACUCCCUCAACAUAUCAAGGAUUUAGUACAAAGGAUGACAGAGGAGGAAGCAGCAGAGCGGGAACAAAGGGAGAUUGAACGUUGCAUGUGUCGGAUUAAAUUAUUCUGCCAACUGCCAGGACAGAAUCAAAUGGCAGAGAAGAAGUUAAGAAUUCAUAAAGACACUACUCUCAGGGAAGCCACAAAGCAGGCAUAUGAAGAAAUGGGACUCCAGAAUAUAGUGCCUAUCGAGAGGUGUCGUCUGGUCAAAUAUGAAGAAUUCCAUGACAGUUUGGAGUGUUCUUUUGAAGGCCAAGAAGAAGAGCUUAUUUCAGAGAUUCUGGGUGGUGUAAGAAAUAACUAUAAAUUUGAUCUUCUCUUGGAGAUUCGGGAUGAAGACAAAGCCUUUGAAGUUUACAAACCAGGAGGUACUACAAUUAAAGCCCAUGUAGUAAAUCUAACAAGUGAGGAAGUUGAGGGACCAUAUACUCUACGUGGAAGUUUAAGCAUGACUGUUCGAGAGCUGAAGGAGCUUGUAGGACGUGCUUUGAACCUAAACCCAGAUACUAUGCGAAUAGUUUUGGAACGAUAUUAUAAUGACCUUCGUCCUUUAAGUACAGACUCCAAGACAUUAAAAGUAGAAGGCUUUUACAGGUCUAACAAGAUUUAUGUUGAAGCAAGCGGUAAAGAAGCUAAUGACUGGUUUACAGGAUCCUCUAUGUACUGCAUUUUAGAUAGACAUGAAAACACCAUUACUCUUUACUGCCCGUUACCAGAUACCAGUAAAGAGGCAUUAGAAGAACUUCAGAUACCCUCAUAUAAAGAGGAGGAAAUUGAUUCGGCUGAAGUUGCAGAGAGCAGUGGAAGUGCUAACAACAGUGGCACUUCUACUACUUCUUUUGCCGACUCUCCAGCUGACAGUGCUGCCAGUCCGGCCAGUUGUUCAAGUAAAGACAGUGGAUCCCCUUUCUUGAAAUUCCAGAUUAGUAGUAAGGGUCCAAAUGACUUGUCCAGCAGAGAUAUGGCAAGUAGCAGUAAUAGUUCUAUACUUAGCAAUUCAUCAGAAGUAAGUGCUUCUUCGCCAUCUACGUCGACAUCAACAAUACCUAGUCCGGGCACGUCAUCUACGUCACAAGAAAGUACCAGUUCCUUGCAGGGAGUGUCUGCUUCCACUUCCACAGCUUCUCCAUUUGCUACCAGUGCAGGCAAUGGUAGUGAUGGAGAAGAUGAAGGAAUAGCGGAUGCUGACAGUGGUGCUGGCUCUUCUAAUGUAAAUAGUGAUCAGAGUGCCAGUGAAGAUUCUUCUUUAACUAGUGAUAGUGACAGAACUUUAGUUGGAGAACCACCAGAAGACAAGUUGUCUGAUGCAAGCAACUCUCCAGAUUACAGAAAUGUUUCAUCUCCUGAGGACAAUAGUCGAGAUACCAAAGGUGAUGACAUUGGUUGGUGUUUACCUAUUUUCCAGGACAACGAUGCUGGAUGGGGUGAGGAUGAGAAGGAACUGGAGAUUAAACGUUACUUUAGGGCAGAGUACUUCACAGAAGAAGAAACCAACCAAAAAAUGUUGAGAGUGCAUGUCGACAAAAGAAUCACAAUGGGUCAACUUAAGAAAGAAAUGCAAAAAUGGGUUGGUGUGUCAAGUGAACAUUUCAAGCUCUUCAAAAUAUACUCCAAUAGCCAAGAGUUUGAGUGCACAAGGAUGACAGAAACUUUAGCUUCAUAUGGUGACAACACAAGAUUGAAUGUAAGGUUAGGCAGAGCUUUAUUACCCGGGGAGCAGAGAGGCAAAGUUUAUCUUUUGGAACCAGAAAACAUUGAUGAUCCUGCUCGUUUUCUUAUUGACUGGGUUGUCACUAAGGGUGAAACUAUUGGGAAUGCUAAGAGGGCAAUAGUGAAAGAGGUCAAUGCCAGAUGUAACAUGACUCUUACUCCAGAACUUGUCCGUUUACGAAAGAAGAGCUGGAAAAAUCCUCAAGCAAUUUAUCUGGAUGACCAAAAGUUUGAUGAUGACAUAUCAUUAUAUUCCAACUGGGAACUCUUCUUGCAGGUAUUGGAAGGUCCUGAAAUCAAAACCCAUAAUAUUGAUGAGCUGGCUUUGUUUGUUCGAAGAUGGAAACCUUCAUCUUAUACCCUGGAUCCCCUUAAAGAGGUUAUCAUUCCUAAGCCUACUAUGGAAGAACUUAAAGAUAAGUUAUCAGAAUUGUCGGGCAUCAGUGUUGAGAACAUAGAUGUUGCCAAGGGUAAAGGGACAUUCCCAUGUGACAUGUCUGUGUUAGACAUAACAGAGGAACUUGACUGGACGCCCCGUGUUGGUCAGUUGAACCAGCGACCCCUUUAUAUUCUAGAUGAUGGUGCUAUGAUGUAUUUCAGGGAUAAAACGGAAGCUCUCAAAGAACUAACAGAAGAAGAACGAAGAGAGUUAAACAGUUCUGAGAAUCGUCGCCUUAACCGUGAUCUGCAGUAUUCGUGUCCCAGUUCAACAACAAAUUACAGUAACAUUAGAUCUAAGGAAAGAGGGUUGAAAAUAUAUUUGAACCAUGAUGAUUAAAGUAAAUUAUGAUGCUCUUGUAAAACAAAGUGUGAAGUUUUGUAAAUUGAAGUACAGCAUUAAGAUAAAAUCUGUAUAUAAUGUCACUGCCUCAUCUUGAUGAGGACAGUGAAGUCAGACUUGAGUAUUUUACAUUAAUUUUAUAAAUGAAAAAUAUCUAACUUUUUUUUAUUAUUGUAUUUCAUCUGAUAUAAUGUUCCAUGCAGCAUAUAAACAAACCUCUACAGCUUGCAUACCUAUAAUUAAGGGUACACUGUAGUGCUGUUGUAAAUGUUAUGAAAACUGUGAUGUAUUUUGAGUCUCAUAGCUACAUCCUUUGGCUCAUAUAAAGAAAUGUUGUAAUUCACUUGUGUACAAAGCUUCCACAGAUGUUUUACCAAAUGACAAAGCUUGGGUUACAUAUCUUGGGGUUACAUUCUAAAGAAUCUGAAAUUAAUUUGUACUAUUUGAUGAAGCUGUUUCUUGAAGUUAUUGAAUAGGCCAAAGACACUUUCUUCAAACAAUUUCAUUUCCAUAUAGUGAGAUAUAUAAAUAUUGCCAAUGAUUAGUAACACACUAGCAAUAUGUUUAUUAGAAUUAGGUUAGACAUGGAGUUUGCUGAGGAAAGGAGAUCCUAUCUAAUCAUUGCAGUUUGUGUAUAAAAUAAACAUGUAAAGAAAAGUUUUAUGGUAAAAUGAUAAUUAUAUUUUCUCACUAAAUGAAUAAAUGUGUAAUUUUCAAGUGAUCAUUGGUGGUUAGAAGCAUUGUUCCUGUUAAACAGUGUUCAGAGAAAGACAUACAAGCUACCAUAAUUUUAUAAGAAGACAAUCUGUGAUUAGGGUUUGUGUGCAUGGUCAGUCUUAUCCCCCUGUUUUCUUUCAUUGCUCAGUGGGUGUGAAGAUUAUCACAAGUACAUACAUAUUGGUCUCGGUGGACUUUUCUCUUUCAUUAUGGUCAUUACUUGCAAUACAGCUGGUUUUCAUAAUGCAGCUAAGUUAUGGUGAUAACAUCACCACAAAAAGGUAUGUGUAAAAUGCUUACAUACCAAAUGUUAGUUGGUUGAUGAUUAUGCAUAGGCAAUGCUGUAUAGUGCAUAAUAAUUUGCUGCUCAAGUAGAAGUUUGUGUAUGCUGGCUGUGAUUUUUUGUGUACAUUUCCUGUUGUGUCGAAAAAAUAUGUGCUACUUAUGUCACAUUCCAAAUUUAGGCUAUGAUACUGCCUGAUUUGUUGUCUAUGAACAUAUUGCCUUGGGCAGAUUGCAUUCCACUUAUGGUCAUAGCCCCUGAGGUAUUUUCUAAGUUUUGUUUUUUUGUUACCUGCAGUGGAUGCAAUAAUGUAUGGUAUUGUAUUCACCAAAUUUGUGCACAAAAGAAACUACAUAAUUUUAUUACAAAAUUUUUAGUUUUGUCUUUUUCCCUUUGAACAUUAGAAUUUAAUAUUACAGUAAUUGUAAUCAUUCACCAGACUUGCACGUAAUAUUUGUAUAGGAAUUUUGUUUCUUCUCUCCCUAUUUCUUUUCAAGUUGGGUCCCAAAGCAUUCAGCAUUAUUGUGCAUAUUUAGUUGUAGAAAACUUUCCUGUGCCAUAAAAUUUUUAUGUAUUUUGGUAUGGGUUACUUGAAAUAAUUUUCAAAUGAUGAAUGUCAGAAUAAUAUGACUGGCAAGGGUUUUUAAUUGAAAAAAAAUUCUUAAAAUAUUCUUAACAUGGCAUUGGAUUGUAGUUUAAUAUAGCGAUGUGACUGUGAAUGUCAAGUUAGUGUUAUCCUUUGUUCAAAAUCUAAUGUGAUACUGAACUUUUUUUAUUAUGAUUGAUUGACCAUUUAUGAAUUUUAAUCACAGCAAAAAUACAGUGUUGUCCUAUGCAUUCAUCUUCCAAUGUUAUGAAUACUUAUAUUAUCAUCAUUUACCUGCAAUUCAUUGUAAAGUUUUAAAUUACAAUAUACACAUUAUCCUUAGUCACAACUUUGAUGUAAAUAUUUACCAUAUGAUUAAUAUGCAAAAUGUAUCUUUGUUGAUAAUCAUUGUUCAGUUGGUAAGUUCAUUGUAUUUAUGUAAAUGCUUAUUAUUGCUGUAUGGUUUAAUUGGUGAAAUUUUUCUUUAAACAUAGCCAUCUCUCAAAUGAGAAACUUAUGGUUGCAUUUCUGAAAGCUUGGAAUUGUUCUGAAAUCAUAAACAUACUGUACUUGUUGAUAUAACCUAUCAAGCAGAGGCUUUGAUAGUUGUAACAAAAUUGAGGAUUAAAAUCAGUAUACGUAUAUCAUUGCAGCAUUAGUGGCUAAGGCUGUGUAGAAACACAAUUAAUGAAAGUAAAUAAUUAGCCUGGUUUUACAAAUUACCGUUGUUGGUGUAAGUGUAGAUGUGCUUUGCAUCAAAGCUUUUUAUCACUGCAUCCCAUUUUAUUGUAUCUUCACCUUACUCAUAAGCACUUCUAAGGCACACAAAAUUGUCUGGGCAGUUUGUCUUCAGAUUUUUUACUAAUUUGUGUAGUAUAAUCUAAAACUGGGAUUUAUUCUGCAAUAGUCAUUGAUAAUUGGAGAUAUAACCACCAGUGAUCACUUUCCUAUAAGACAACUCCAAAUUGUAAGGCAAGUAUUCAUGUUGCUGUAUGAUUUUUUUAUGCAACACUGUAAGGAGCAAGCUUAUCUGCUUCAUUAUCAGCUCUUGGUGUUAUUUUGAAUAACAAAAGUGGAAAGAGCCAUGUGAUCAUAUGUGCUAAGUAAAGCUACAAUGCAGCUUUGAGAAUGCAGCAAGUAGGUAUAAGAAUAUUUCAGUUUAUAGAUAUGUGCAAUAGUAAAUUACUAAAGUAAAUGUAGGGCAAUUUUGAUAUGACAUUAAGUUGUAUCUCGACAGUAAAAAUACAAGAAAAAAUUAUCCUCAGAACAAAAUUGGAUAGUUUUACCAAUUUACUAAAAAAAUUUUGUACAAGUUAAAAAAAAAAAUGGGGUUAAUUGCCUUAGGAAGGUUGUAUGUGAACUUUUUAUUUCAGCUCAUCACCUUUUGGGUGUUUUGUAAAUAAUUGUUCGUUUUUUUUUUCUUCUGCAUUAGUGUAUUAAAUGUGCAUGUCCCUUGUCUGAAUGAGAAAAACAGCUGGAACUGUGGUGAUGUGUUCGAUACGUGGGUAAAUCUUAGUUCCCACCUUGUACAUACAACCAGAGUAUGACUGACUUUGUCUUGGGGCAAAUGCACUGUGUACAGUGAUAUUUUCUCUAUCUAUCUCUCUCUCUCUUUUAUUGUUAGGUAAAUCCUGUAUAUAGCUACCAGAGGUAUGAAUCCCAAUCUAACAAGCCACUUAGGUGUCUGUCAUCAUUAUUUAAUGGCUGUCACCCAAUUCUGCCAAUGCCUUGUAUUAUAAUUGUACUUGUCACUUUAUAUACAACUAUAUCUCGUUUCCCUGUAUUGGAUAUAUGGGGGUUACUGAAAGUUUUUAUACAUUUGAAAAGUUACCCUGGUAUUCACUCUAAGUACUUUGAAUUACAAAGUAUUGUUUACACAAGCCCUAGUCCAUGUUCACAAUUACUACGGUGUCAUUGUAUAUUAUGUGCAUAUGUUAUUUAUUGUUUAGAUUUUGUUAAUUUCUGGGGGAAAUGUUUUUUCUUUGGUAGUGUUCACACACACACACAAUUGAGUGCACAGAGCACAAGAGGGGAAAGUUUGCUAUGGUUGCUGGCAGAGAGCAGUAUUUUUUGGAAUACGGAAAUUGGUCAAGCAUCAUAAGGAAAAUGUGGUGAUUUAGCAGUAUAAAGUAAUCGUUAUGACUACAAGGGCUUAUAUAUAUAUAUAUAUAUAUAUAUGAUCUGGCUUUAAAAAAAUGAAAGCACUACCAAGAUUUAAAUGCCUGUGUGGAUGUGAGUAUAUGUAUAUAAAUAUUUAUGAAUGUGUGGACCAUUGAAUGGAUUUGUAUUUAAUAAUAUAAGCCUGCAAAGUUGUGUACGUUGGCUAAACUGUAAUUAGAAAAGGUAAUUUUGUGGAAGGUAACCGAGUAACAAUGAAAUUUUUAUGGCUUUUAUAUUAGCAUUUCCUUUUUGUUACUUCACUAAACAAGUGAUUUUUUUCCCCAUUUUGUUCAACUUCCUGAUUUUGUAGCGGCUAUAUCUUGAUGUGACAGAUUUCCAUCACAAUUUUCAAGUUUUAGCCAAGCUCCUAAUAAAUAUGGUUGUCAAA